Molecule: messenger RNA, 606 nt
Organism: Desarmillaria tabescens
Lineage: Eukaryota; Fungi; Basidiomycota; Agaricomycetes; Agaricales; Physalacriaceae
Exons: 2
Coding region: 41-583 (180 amino acids)
Source: RefSeq, a predicted model, not a curated record
CGUCCAUUGGUGCGCCAACCUUGGGAAAAAACCGAAAACGAUGUCUUCAAAGACGAAUUCAGCCUGCAUCGGAAGGGUGUGGUUCUCGCUGAUGAGGCUAACAGGGCCUGUCGCUAGUUUUCUGAGUAUUCUCAGAUGGUCGUGUCCCUCGUUCCUAAUGACAAUGACUCGUAUCGCAAAGUCGCGCCCGUCUUCGAUACGACCGAUACGCGUAAGGGGGUUCCAUGUUGAGUACCGCUGCAUCCGCCUGGACGCGCCAAGGCCACCCUCGCGCUCCCUGUUGUUCGUCACGUACGAGAACCCAUUUGAUACUACGCAAGCAUCGGGCGGGACCAAUGUGCAGGUAGCAUUACUGUUUGUGCUUUUCCAGAGCACAAUGCCGCGCUCUCGAAAGACCUCAUCUAGCGUCGCCCAAAUCCUCUCCUCAUCGUCUUUCGUGUAUCCUGGAAGCCGCCAGGUGUCCAGGUUCGUAGGCAACUAUAGGAAUAAGAAUACAAGCCAUUUGCUGAGACAUAUCACACCUUCUGUCGCGUCUUCUGCGCAGCAGAAAUUUGAGCAUUGCACAUUUACAGCGGUGGAAUAGGGAGGACGUAGAGCGUGAGAAGG